Microtus ochrogaster (prairie vole) is the source of this 2525-nucleotide messenger RNA. RefSeq names its product dihydropyrimidinase like 2 (gene Dpysl2). Gene Ontology annotation, cellular component: cytosol; cytoplasm. Gene Ontology annotation, molecular function: hydrolase activity, acting on carbon-nitrogen (but not peptide) bonds, in cyclic amides. Lineage: Eukaryota; Metazoa; Chordata; Mammalia; Rodentia; Cricetidae. The record is from RefSeq and is a predicted model, not a curated record.
GUAGGCAGGGAGCGGCAGCAGCGGCGGCGGCAACGAGGGGCUAGUGCACACCCAGCCAGGGAGACUUAGGGAACCACGGACGGACGGAGAGGACCCUCCCCAGCGCCCCCCGAGUCAUGGCCGAGAGAAAGCAAUCUGGGAAGGCGGCAGAGGAUGAAGAGGUCCCUGCUUUUUUUAAAAACCUGGGCUCGGGCAGUCCCAAGCCCCGGCAGAAAUUCUGCGGCAUGUUCUGCCCGGUGGAAGGGUCCUCGGAGAACAAGACCAUCGAUUUCGAUUCGCUUUCGGUGGGCCGGGGCUCGGGGCAGGUGGUGGCUCAGCAGCGGGAUGUCGCCCACUUGGGCCCGGACCCGCACCGGCAGAGCCGGCAUGCCAGCGGGGAGCCAUCUGUUGAAUCGGGCCGGAAGGUGGAGAUCCGGCGGGCCUCGGGCAAGGAAGCCCUGCAGAACAUCUACGAUCAGAGUGAUCGCCUUCUGAUCAAAGGUGGCAAGAUUGUGAAUGAUGACCAGUCCUUUUAUGCCGACAUAUACAUGGAAGAUGGGCUGAUCAAGCAAAUAGGAGAAAACCUGAUUGUACCAGGGGGCGUGAAGACCAUUGAAGCCCAUUCCAGGAUGGUGAUCCCGGGAGGAAUCGACGUGCACACUCGCUUCCAGAUGCCUGACCAGGGGAUGACGUCAGCAGAUGACUUCUUCCAGGGAACCAAGGCGGCCCUAGCUGGGGGAACCACCAUGAUCAUUGACCAUGUGGUUCCGGAGCCCGGGACCAGCCUGCUGGCGGCCUUCGAUCAGUGGAGGGAGUGGGCCGACAGCAAGUCCUGCUGUGAUUACUCUCUGCACGUGGACAUCACUGAGUGGCACAAGGGUGUCCAGGAGGAGAUGGAAGCUCUGGUGAAGGACCACGGGGUGAACUCCUUCCUCGUGUACAUGGCUUUCAAAGAUCGAUUCCAGCUGACGGAUUCCCAGAUCUAUGAAGUGCUGAGCGUGAUCCGGGAUAUCGGUGCCAUUGCUCAAGUCCAUGCAGAGAAUGGUGACAUCAUUGCUGAGGAACAGCAGAGGAUCCUGGAUCUAGGCAUCACGGGCCCCGAGGGACAUGUGCUGAGCCGACCGGAGGAGGUCGAGGCUGAAGCUGUGAACCGCUCCAUCACCAUUGCCAAUCAGACCAACUGCCCCCUGUAUGUCACCAAAGUGAUGAGCAAGAGCGCAGCUGACGUCAUCGCCCAGGCACGGAAGAAGGGAACUGUGGUGUAUGGUGAGCCCAUCACUGCCAGCUUGGGGACUGAUGGCUCUCAUUAUUGGAGUAAGAACUGGGCCAAGGCUGCUGCCUUUGUCACCUCCCCACCUUUGAGCCCCGACCCAACCACUCCAGACUUUCUCAACUCUUUGCUGUCCUGCGGAGAUCUCCAGGUCACUGGCAGCGCCCACUGUACCUUCAACACUGCUCAGAAGGCCGUGGGGAAGGACAACUUCACCUUGAUUCCCGAGGGCACCAACGGCACAGAGGAGCGGAUGUCCGUCAUCUGGGACAAAGCUGUGGUCACUGGGAAGAUGGAUGAGAACCAGUUUGUGGCUGUGACCAGCACCAACGCAGCCAAGGUCUUCAACCUUUACCCCCGGAAAGGUCGCAUUGCAGUGGGAUCUGAUGCGGACUUGGUCAUCUGGGACCCUGACAGUGUGAAGACCAUCUCUGCCAAGACGCACAACAGUGCUCUUGAGUACAACAUCUUUGAAGGCAUGGAGUGCCGUGGCUCCCCCCUGGUAGUCAUCAGCCAGGGCAAGAUCGUCUUGGAGGAUGGCACGCUCCACGUCACCGAAGGCUCAGGACGCUACAUCCCCCGGAAGCCCUUCCCUGACUUCGUGUACAAGCGCAUCAAGGCAAGGAGCAGGCUGGCUGAGCUGAGAGGGGUCCCUCGUGGCCUGUAUGACGGACCUGUGUGCGAGGUGUCUGUGACACCCAAGACGGUCACUCCAGCCUCAUCGGCUAAGACGUCCCCUGCCAAGCAGCAGGCACCACCUGUUCGGAACCUGCACCAGUCUGGAUUCAGCUUGUCUGGUGCUCAGAUUGAUGACAACAUUCCCCGCCGCACCACCCAGCGCAUCGUGGCGCCCCCUGGUGGCCGUGCCAACAUCACCAGCCUGGGCUAAAGCCCCUAGGCCUGCAGGCCACAUGGGGACGGGGGAAUGGGACACCUGAGGACAUUCUGAGACUUCCUUCCUUCCAUUUUUUUUUUUUUUUUAAUUUUAAAGAGCCUGUGAUAGUUGCUGUGGGCAGCCAGUUCCUGGGGCUUCCUCUUGGGCCCCCCAUACUCGGUCUCCCCUUGGAGUUUCUGAAUUCGCUCACCCAAGCCCCUACACAGUUGUGAACACCACACCCAAGCCUAGCCACCCACCCCACACGGAGCUGCAUCUCACACGCAGACACACACAACCAAGCAGAUCCCAGCGAGGGUGCCCCACCACACCCUCGGCUGUGUGGUUAGCACCUUCCUGUCCUGGGAAGAUAUAGUGAAUUGCCCUGAGCUGCCUUCUUUU